This is a messenger RNA of Raphanus sativus (radish), 996 nucleotides long. RefSeq lists its product as uncharacterized. The coding region runs from base 176 to 805 and encodes 209 amino acids. The record is from RefSeq and is a predicted model, not a curated record. Gene Ontology annotation, molecular function: protein binding. The transcript has 7 exons. Lineage: Eukaryota; Viridiplantae; Streptophyta; Magnoliopsida; Brassicales; Brassicaceae.
AUUCGAUCCGGCUAUAUUCGAUAGUACUGACGACGACACCAUCUUUGAGCUGCCGCUUAACAGUCCGAGUCGAAAUCGGAAUCAGAAAUAUCGUUUUCGCUCGAGGCGUCACCUCUUCCUGUGAUUACUGGAUUAGAGAUUAGGGCUCGCAGAGGUUUUUGACCUAUUCGAGAAGAUGUAUUCCGAUCGUGUGGAGGCUGGGAAUGUAAGCAAGAAUACGGUGAAGAGCCGUCUCAAUGGUGGCUCUGGAGACUUGUCUUCGCGCGGGAGACAAGUCACGAGGAAGAGAGGAAGGCAGGAUGAUGAUAAGUGGGAGCAUGAUCUUUUCGAUGAUGACAACAAGCCUCGACUUUCAAAUCGCAAGGUUGACCCUAGAGAUCUCCGUUUGAAGCUCCAGAAGAAACACCAUGGCUUGCAGAGUCGGCUAGGUGGAGCUAGUUUGGGGGAACGGGAUCUGCGCGAGAAGCUAUCCGGGGCAAAGAAUCCACCACUAAGGAACAGUAACUUACAAAAGUCUACAAGGGAGGCUGCUAGAUCACCAGCCGUCAAGAACGGUUCAGGUGAAACCAAAUCCGAGACCAGAGCAGCUUUGAACGGAGCUACCAAGAAGAAACCACAGCAGGCUGGUACCUCAGUUGAUAGCUUCCUGGAAUCAUUGGGUCUCGAGAAAUAUUCAACCUCAUUUCAAGUGGAAGAAGUUGAUAUGGAUGCUCUGAUGCAUAUGACAGAUGAUGACCUCAAAGCUAUGCUCAUACCAAUGGGACCCAGGAAGAAGAUACUUCUUGCUUUGGGAUCUAAACGUUGAUAGAUUUGCUUCAAAGCUCUUAGGUGAAUGAUUCUCAGAAAGACCCUGAACUUUUCUUUUUCAAUGUGUCCCUUUUUGGUUUCUCAUAUGUAUCUCAAGAGACGAAAGUAGGUCGCGAUUUGAGAUUAAAACUGUUGUAACAGAGAAAAAGUAAGUUGGAAUGGGGAAAAAAGCGUUCUGAGCUUUGUUUC